AUGACAAAUCUUAUAUUAGUAGUAGUAAUUUUGUUUGUGACCUUCAUUAUUUUCUUUCUGAGUACUUGGAUAAAUGGCUUCAUUGUGUUGCUGCGAUAUAUUACUUGGGUCAGAGACAGGAAAAUUUCUUUGUCUGACUUUAUCAUCCUGAACCUGGCUCUCUCCAGGAUCAUCCUGCAUGGGAUACCAAUGAUGGUUUUCGCUGUAACCAUAUUUUAUCCCCAUUUCCAUCACUUGGAUAUAUUUUUGUAUAUUGUUGAUAUUUUCUGGAUGUUUACCAACAACUUAAACAUCUCUCUGACCUCUUGCCUCAAUGUCUUCUACUGCCUGAAGAUUGCCAGUUUCUCCCAUAAGGCUUUCCUCUGGCUCAAGAGAAAAAUAUCUCAUGUGGUUGUCUGGAUUCUUCUGGGAUCUCUGCUCUAUUCCUGCUUCAGCACACUGGCAUUGGUCCUGAAAUUCCAUGUUUAUUCUGACAUGAGUCAAAUGAUACGCUCAAGAAACGACACUGAAGAAAUCAGAAGAAUAAAAACUCACUAUUAUCUCUUGCAUUUUCUUGGUACUCUCUGGUCAUUCAUUCCAUUCUCCUUGUCCCUGCUCUCCUCUGUCCUGCUCAUUCUCUCCCUAGUGAGACAUACCAAGCAGAUGAAGCAUCAUUCCACUGGCACCAAGGAUCUAAGUACCAUGGCCCAUGUGAGAGCCACCAAAGUCAUCCUCUUUUCUUUCAUACUCUUCAUUGGAUACCUCCUCACCUUCUUUCUUGCUAUGUAUAGUUUUUUCUUUCCACAUUUUCUGCUGGUAAUGAUUUUGUCACUAAUUUUCACAGUUUUUUCCUCUGUUCAAACCUUUACUCUAAUCCUGGAAAAUCAGAAGCUAAAGCAAGAAUUCCUCUGGAUGUUUCAGGUCAUAAAGAGGAGGCCAAAAUGUUAG
This is a messenger RNA of Gracilinanus agilis (Agile Gracile Mouse Opossum), 927 nucleotides long. RefSeq names its product taste receptor type 2 member 3-like. The coding region runs from base 1 to 927 and encodes 308 amino acids. Gene Ontology annotation, biological process: detection of chemical stimulus involved in sensory perception of bitter taste; sensory perception of taste; G protein-coupled receptor signaling pathway. Gene Ontology annotation, molecular function: bitter taste receptor activity; G protein-coupled receptor activity. Gene Ontology annotation, cellular component: membrane. The record is from RefSeq and is a predicted model, not a curated record. Lineage: Eukaryota; Metazoa; Chordata; Mammalia; Didelphimorphia; Didelphidae. The transcript has a single exon.